GGCAGGGAAGGUGGCAACCCCAAAGACGAACGUCUUCCUAGCCAAAAGCAUCCUCAAGAGCAGGACAAAGGCUCCAGCGACACACAACCCGCUCAACCUUAAGGGCACAGGGACAUCACGCCAGGUGGAGCAAAUGUACCCACGGGGAAGCCUCGACAAGGAGACUCCUAAGAUGGCUCUCUCAAUCCACGCACGGCGUGCGUUCCACCCAGUGCAGGGGAAACGUGAAUUCCGAGCGUGCGAACACCGCACCCGGGUGUCGCCGCGAGGAAACCGAGGCACGGGUCGCUGGCCCGGAGGGGCCGUCCGUAUGCGCUGCAGCCCCGGGGCAGCCGACAGCCCCGCGGAGGCCGCUCGCCCGGUCCGCGACCCCGCCCACGCUCGCCCGCCUGCUGACAGCCGCCGCCCCCACCUGCCCCUGCGCCCGCCCGCCCUGCGCGCCCGCCCGCCGCUUCCUCUCUGCCCGGCCCGCCUCGUGCGGGCGCCGGGGAACGCGGCGCCGCCGCCCGCACCCACCGGCAUCAUCGCGGCGCCGUCCGCCGCGCCCGCGCCGCCUGACAGGACGCCUCUCCGGCCGCCUCACAGGCCGCGCACCCGCUGCGGCGCCCUGCGGCCCGGCUGCGGCGAGGCGGCAGCUGCGGAGAGCCACGCAGCUCUCGCUCGUCCUGUCGCGCCGCCCCGCGAGCCGCGUCGCCGUCCCUCAGCCGCCACCGCCGCCUCUGCUGAAGCCGGCCGCCUUCCGCCACCCACUCGGCUCACCCCCGCAGGCUGCGGAGGCCCCGCCCUACGCGUCGCUCCCCCACCCGCCUACGCCACCCAUGAUUGGUCCGGUGGGGGAGGCGGGAUAAAAGGGCGGGGCCUCUCCGCCGCGGCCAGGUGAGAGCGCGCUCGUGCGCGUCUGCGCUCUAGGAGGCGGGGGGAGGGGCGCGCUGCGGACGCCGGCCCCGCCCCCUCUCCUGCAUACCAGCUAAGGGGGCGUUGGGGCUCCGAGGGACCUCCGAACCUGGAGUCUAUGAGACUUCGGCUCAGAGUCACUUCGGACGAAUAGGGAAGGGCAGAGAGGAAAGGGCGGCUGGGUCCGGCCCAGAGUCGCAAUCGGAGGAGACUCGAACCUCAAGAUCCGAGAGGCCAGUGGCGAGCUGGCUACAGACCAACUCUGACCGUAACAUACCGCCCCUCAUGUGUCCAGAGCUAUGUAAGGCCACGGGCCAAAGCUAUGAGGUGGGCACAGGGUGUCCCCGACGUGUCUACAUCAGCCGAUUGCAGACUGCUCAGUGCCCCGGGCCGAGCCGCAGGGACUUGGGUCUCUGCCCAGCUUCCACCGCGGACUGAGCCAUUGAAACCUUCCUGGACAAGACACAGGCUCUGAGCCUCAGCCCUUCACAUGAUCCAUCCCACGACUAAAGAAAGGGCCCAUCCCGACCUGUGUCAGUAUCCUUGGAGAUCCAGCUGGAACGUCCCAGGGUAGGGUCCAGUCUGCAGCUUCAGGGCCCAGGUCUGUCUUCAGAACGUUGCUUCCUUUGUCAUUCUUCCCUCCAGCCUGGGAGCCUUCGCGACAGAGGCUAGAGCAGGCCCCAGAGCAGACCCUCAGCAGAGGCUGCCGGGUGGGCAGGCACCCUUUCUGAGUACUCCAGGUUGCGCCAUUUGCCUGAACUCUGACAGAUGAGACGCAGCGGCUGAUGAACUGCACCGGACUUAAACUUCCAUGAGAUUCCAGAAACAUGAAGACCCGCUGGGUGGCCCCAAACACAGAAAGGGUAGAUCACCUUGGGAAGUACCCAAGCUCUGGAGAGGGCAGCAGUUGUUGAUCAGGGGCAGUGGAUAGCCUGUCUGGUUAGCUGAGUGGCGGGAGGCUGCUGCUAAGUGGGGGCAGAGGGAGGGAGGAGGCCAGAGUUACACCAGCCCCCUUAUGGGCAGCCACGACUGCGCUUAAGAGGCCACGGGGGUUAGUGAUUGAGAGCGUGGACUUUCCAGUUGAACAGACUCGGUUCCACGCCACUGCUUCUGACACACCCUCGCUGUGUGCUCUUAGGCGAGCACAUCUCUGUCAUAGGAUGUGGUAGGAUAAUAGUACCUCUCUGGAGGAAGCUCAGGUGUGAUGGAUGAAUACUUCCUGAAGUUUGUGGCAUGUGCCAGCUGCCCUGUGAGUUCUGUAGUUACUUAUCGUUAGAAAGCAGGCUUGGUGUGAAAAUGUCCCCAGGGUUCUAAGGCUGAAUACAUAUGGACCAUGAAUAGUCAGUCAGUGACACAUCCUUUCUGGGAGCAGGAUUCUGAGAGAGGAGGAAGUUCGGGGAAUGAGUGAUUUUUACACCAGAUGUCAAGAGACCUGGGCCCCGAUUCCAGCUCUGCUCCAUUUCCUGCAAGGUCUCAGGUACCUCAUACCCUGGGCCUUGCAUUUCCCUUCUGAAGCAGAAGGCGGGUUAGAGUCUGAACCUCUGGGCCCUUCCAGUCCUGAUGUACUAAUGUCCACAUGCUGGGUAGGGGGAUAUGCUGACCCACUUAGGCCGGACAAAAGACAAGCCCAGAAAACUGUUAACUCACUCUCCUAAGAGCAUCUUGACUACAGGUAUGUCUGUUUUUGCACAGAUUUGAUCUCCAGAACCCAUGUGGCUGCUCACAACUCUCUGUAACUCAGUUCCAAGGGACAAUACCCUUUUCUGUCCUUUUCGGGCGGGCACACAGACAUAUACAGAAAAACAAAUCUAAAGUUUUAUUUAUCUAUGUGUAAGGUCUGUGUUACUGAUGCACACAUGCAUACAUUUAUGUAUAAGGUCUGUGAGUGUAGAUGCACGCAUUCAUACAUUUAUGUAUAAGGACUGUGUGCAUUGAUGCACACACACACAUACAUUUGUGUAUAAGAUCUGUAUUACUGAUGCACACACACAUACAUUUUAUGUAUAAGGUCUGUGAGUGUAGAUGCACACAUGCAUACAUUUAUGUAUAAGGUCUGUGAGUGUAGAUGCACGCAUUCAUACAUUUAUGUAUAAGGACUGUGUGCAUUGAUGCACACACACACAUACAUUUGUGUAUAAGAUCUGUAUUACUGAUGCACACACACAUACAUUUUAUGUAUAAGGUCUGUGAGUGUAGAUGCACACAUGCAUACAUUUAUGUAUAAGGUCUGUGAGUGUAGAUGCACGCAUUCAUACAUUUAUGUAUAAGGACUGUGUGCAUUGAUGCACACACACACAUACAUUUGUGUAUAAGAUCUGUAUUACUGAUGCACACACACAUACAUUUUAUGUAUAAGGUCUGUGAGUGUAGAUGCAUACAUGCAUACAUUUAUGUAUAAGGUCUGUGUGUGUGGAUGCACACAUGCAUACAUUUAUGUAUAAGGUCUGCAAGUGUAGAUGCACACAUGCAUACAUUUAUGUAUAAGGACUGUGUGCAUUGAUGCACACACACAUACAUUUGUGUAUAAGAUCUGUAUUACUGAUGCACACACACAUACAUUUUAUGUAUAAGGUCUGUGAGUGUAGAUGCACGCAUGCAUACAUUUAUGUAUAAGGUCUGCGAGUGUGGAUGCACACAUGCAUACAUUUAUGUAUAAGGUCUGUGUGUGUGGAUGCACACAUCCAUACAUUUAUGUAUAAGGUCUGUGUGUGUGGAUGCACACAUGCAUACAUUUUAUGUAUAGGGUCUGUGGGUAUUGAUGCAUACAUACAUACAUUUUACGUAUAAGGUCUGUGAGUGUAGAUGCACGCAUGCAUACAUUUGUGUAUAAGGUCUGUAUUACUGAUGCACACACACAUAAGGUCUGUGUGUGUGGAUGCACACACACAUACAUUUUUUCUAGAGGAACCUUCUGGGUCCUCUAGAAAAGCAGCAAUUGAGGACUCUUCCGCCAUGCUGCCGCCUUCCGUGGCACCUGCGAAGUUGUGAUGCUGAAGCUCCUUGUAGGUCGCUGUGCUUGGCCUCUACUAGACUCCUGUGUGGUUCCACAAUGCCUAAGAAAGCCGGUGCAACAAGCAAGGGUAAAAACCAAACCAAGGAACCAGAGACACCACCUCCCCCUACAGGGCCUGUAGCAACUGAUUCUAAAGGCUUUGUCACCAUAGCCAUCCAUGCCAAACCCGGCUCCAAACAGAAUGCUGUGACAGAUCUGAACACCGAGGCGGUUGGCGUGGCCAUCGCGGCACCUCCGUCUGAGGGAGAGGCCAAUGCGGAGCUCUGUCGGUACCUUUCCAAGGUCUUGGACCUCAGGAAGAGUGACGUGGUUCUGGACAAGGGCGGUAAAUCUCGGGAAAAGGUGGUGAAGCUCUUGGCCUCUACAACUCCAGAGGAGGUCUUGGAGAAGCUGAGAACAGAAGCUGAAAAAAAAUAAAGGCGAGAAAUGGUGUGUACUUCCUUGUGGGCUCUCAUGAGAGUAGCGGGGCCACGCAGGAAAAUGUACAUCGGUGCCUGGCCAUGGAGAGAGGAAUACAUAGAUGAAGUCAGACUAAAUGAAAGGAGAAAAUAUAAAUCUACAGACUCUCAAAUCCCUCACUGUGGGAGCUGGGGAGACAGCUCAGUGGUGAAGAGCGUUUGCCGCUCUUCCGGGGAUUCGGCUCAGCUCCCAGCACUGACACUGGAGGGCUCACACAAACUCCGGUUCCAGGAUGUCGCCAUUCUUUUCCUGGCCCCUGAGGCCACUGCAGACCUGUAGUUCAUACAUGUGCAUUCCAGGCACACACACUAAGUAAACCUUUAAAUCCCUGAGUGCAGACAGCCUGGAAUAUAUCACUCUAACUUCAUGGGAUUACAACGGACCAGCUACUGUCCACGAUGGAGCUCCUGAUCUGCAGGCAUUGGGAGAUGAGCUGAAGAUCACCGCACAGAGGAUGACGGGAAACCAACUCCCCGGACUCCAAGUGAAGUGCUUCUAGCCUCGUAGCUCCCCACAGUGUUUCUGGAGUCCUGGGGUCUUCUGAUCCUGUUUACAACUGGGAAAACCUUUUGUACUGCUUCUAUUUUAAGGUUUUUUUAAAUGCAAAAGUGUUUACUUUUUAUCUUCUAAUGAUCAUAUAGAACAUUUUGUGGAAAAGUAAAUAAUCAUGGAGACGUGUAA
This is a messenger RNA of Rattus norvegicus (Norway rat), 5047 nucleotides long. The record is from RefSeq and is a predicted model, not a curated record. Lineage: Eukaryota; Metazoa; Chordata; Mammalia; Rodentia; Muridae.